AUGGAAGACCCCAAGAAGAACAAGCUCUACAACAAGAACAAGAGGCGUUCUACUCCUACAAGGAAGUGCAAGGCCAUCCCCCCCAGCAAGGAGCUCAUAGAGGAGGAGGAGGAGGAGGAGGAGGAAGAGGAGGAACAGGAGGAAGAGGAGCUUUCUGAGGAAGAGGAGGAGGAGGACAACCAGCUUGCAAUGACAACCUUUGAGGCACGCUCUGCUGCUGCUGCUGCUGCUACUAGAGCCAAAGUAGUCCUCAUGUCCAAGAUUAAGGAGUGGAGAAAGGCUGGAGUGCUCUAUGCUCCUGACAGCCUGAAGGAGGGCUGCAAUAAGCCACGCUUCAAGGGCCUCAAGGCUGAUAUACUCCUCAAGAUCCCCUAUGUCUCUGCAUGGCUGGACAAGAAGACCAGGGAGGACUUUGCCAAUGCUGAUCCUGCAGUUCAGAAGCAGGUUGAAGCUGAAGCCAAUGACCCUGAUACUCCCAAGCUGGUCAACACCAGAGACUUUAACAAGGGGAGGUCUGACAUGCAAUGUGCUCUGGCCAACUACUAUGGCUUCUGGCUCAAGUUUAGGGGCUAUACUCCCAAGCUGAAGCUCAUCUGGACUGAAUCUCUGGUGAAUGAGUACAUCCUGUGGUUGGAGACCUACUAUCAACCUGGCUCCACCACCAGGAACAAGUGCUGGAACCUCAAGGGCUUCUUGGGCUUCCUCAGACUCAGGAAGAGGAACACCACUCCUGAGCAGCUCACCAAGAUCAUCAUCUGCAAGAAGAUCUUCAGCCAGGCUGGCAACAGGAGCAAGCAGGUUGCCAGGACGGAUCGAGUGCUGCUGGAGGAAGAGCACUACAUGACCAAUGUCAGCAACAAGUUCAUGACCAAGGAGGAGGGUGCAGCAUUCUUCCACUGGUGCCUCACCCAGUGGGAGGAGUACUACCUGCUCUUCCUGCCUGCUGGUGAGGAGGAAGAUGAUGAUGAGGCUGAGGCUGAGGACGACGAGUCACACUUGGAGAACCUCCGCACGCACGCGCUCCAGCUCCAGCGGGUGAUGAUGGGCAUGAUGCUGUACCUCGGUGGCGGCCUCCGGAAGCAAGUCUUUGCCGAUCUCUACUCCCACAGCCUCAAGUGGGACGAUGAUGAGCUGGUCAUGCGUGUCGGCCGGGAGAAGGUUGCCCGUGUCAACGGUUCGGUCCUUCCGCUUCCACCACAGCUCUUCAUCUACAUCGAGUUUUACAAGCAGCGGAUCCGCCCCCACCUCUUCACCGAUCCCCAGCAUCCUCCUAUCUCGCUGUGGCUGUGUGCCAGGGGCCACCCUCUACACUCCAACAACUUCACCGACCAUGUCAAGGAGCUCUUCUUCCACUUCAACCCUGACCUGGACACCACUCCAAUUGACUUCAGGAGAAUGACCAUCACUGAUCUCUUUGCUGAGAGACUGGUCAUGGAGGAGGGAGAGACAAUGGAGCACUUCCACAACAGGUUCAGUGAGUUGCUCAAUGGCCAGAGAGCGCAACAAGCAGACUCUCUUAGGGUUUAG
Molecule: messenger RNA, 1527 nt
Organism: Acanthamoeba castellanii str. Neff
Lineage: Eukaryota; Discosea; Longamoebia; Acanthamoebidae
Exons: 9
Coding region: 1-1527 (508 amino acids)
Biological process (GO): DNA integration; DNA recombination
Molecular function (GO): DNA binding
Source: RefSeq, a predicted model, not a curated record